AUGCCAAAACCAGACCUGCUCUGCCUAGUUCAGCUGCUGGACGGCACCAUCGAGACCUUCCAUGUAAAUAAACAGGAUGAAGGUUUGGUUCUUUUGGACUUAGUGUCCGACCACCUGGGCCUGCAGGAAAGGCAGCUCUUCAGUCUGCAGAUCAGAGAGUCCAACACCGCCAUCUCCUCACUCACAGCCAACACACACUCGCCUAGAUGGUUGGAGCCUGAAAAACCCUUGAAGAAGCAGAUAAAAGGUCUUGCAUGUCCAUUUUAUCUAAACUUCCGAGUGCGCUUCUUCAUUUCCGAUCCCAACUCUCUUCAACAUGAACAGACAAGGAAUCUUUACUUCCUCCAGAUCAGGACUGACAUAAAAGAAGGCAGGUUGCAGUGCCCGCUCAGUUCAGCUGUCGUGUUGGCCUCUUAUGCCGUGCAGUCCGAACUGGGGGAUCACUGUCCAUCCCAGGAAAGCGGUUACUUGUCAAAGUGCCACUUCAUCCCUGAGCAGGAAGAAAACUUUAUAUCCAAAGUGGAGGACCUGCACCCAAAGCACAAGGGUCUAAAAAAAUGUGAGGCAGAGCUAUGUUUCCUUAAUACAGCACGAACAUUAGAGCUAUAUGGAGUGGAGCUGCACGCCGCCCUGGACACUAACAAUGCCCCUCUUAUGGUGGGCUUGGCAUCAAGUGGUGUUGCAAUAUUUUGUAAUAUGAUUUGCUCCAGUUUCUUCCCCUGGGCCAACAUUAUCAAGAUUUCAUUUAAGAGGAAGCGCUUCUUUAUACACCUCAAACGUAAACAUGGGGAGACCCAGGACUGUGUGGUGCCUCUAGUUCUACCGUGUCCAAAGACCUGUAAGAACCUUUGGCGCUCCUGUGUUGAUCACCACUCAUUCUUCAGCUGCAACCGCACCUCCAGGAGCCCCAAACAUAACAAUAGCACAGUUCAUUCUUAUAGGAAGUUGAUAACUCACCACCUGGGCCUGACUAACAACAAAAAUGAAAGGGGGCCAGUCUGUCAACGAGUAGUCGGUGGGAUGGUGUGGAACCCAGUGUUACGGCGGUCUAUUUCAUCAGAAUAUUUGGAGACAAAGAGUCUACCGUCUAGAUCACCUCCCAGCACUCCCAACUGGCGCAGUCCUCGUGUUCGCCAUGGCAUCCGCAAAGGGCGCCCAUCGUCCAUGGAGCUGGGCAGUGAGCUAAAGGACAUGUCUGAAGGAGAAGAUGUCUUCUACACGUACAGAGCGUCUGUCAGCAGCAGCAAGGACAGCGAAGGGGACAAUUCGCUGCAUCACGAAACUGGACCCUGCAACCAAAGGUUGAAUGAGAUCUUAUUGCAAGCUGAUGACGGCAUAACAGAAGAGGAUGGGGUCAGCAGCUCCAUCAACAAUAAGCAGGCCCUCAAUGACGGCGACCUGCUGCUGAUUCGUAUUGCUCCCGAUCACGAGGGCAAGUUUGGCUUUAAUGUUAAAGGUGGGGUGGAUCAAAAGAUGCCUCUUGCCAUAUCCCACGUUAAACCUGACUCUCCGGCCGGUCGAUGUGAGCCCAAACUGCUUGAGGGAGACCAGGUGGUGCUCAUCAAUGGUCGAGACAUUUCUGAACACACGCACGACCAGGUGGUCAUGUUCAUACGGGCCAGUAGAGAGUCGCACUCCCGAGAGUUGGCCCUUCUUAUAAAACGCAAAGGUACUGGCCGAGCGGCGGCUCUGCUAUUGCUGCCCCCGGCCCUCACCCUCACCAGUCAGUCCCAAGGGGAAUCGCAGAAGUCCCCCGGCCAAUCGGAGCGGGUCACCACGCUGGAUGAAUCCAUGCGACAGAUGGAGAAAGGAAUUCAGUCAGGAACUCUGUGCUUCCACUUUGAGAAUUUAUACAGGAGGAAGCCCGGACUGUCGCUAAGCUGCGCUCGGCUUCCCAAGAACAUGGACAAGAAUCGUUAUAGGGACAUUUUACCCUAUGACACGACCAGAGUCGUCCUCCAAGGCCAAGAGGACUACGUCAAUGCCAGUCAUAUCACUAUGUUGCCUCCUGUGUCUGGAGUGUGUUUACGUUAUGUUGCCGCUCAAGGUCCGCUGCCACAGACCUGCGGGCACUUUUGGCAAACCGUUUGGGAGCAGCAGUCACACACCAUUGUCAUGCUUACAACUCUGACGGAGCGGGGAAGGACCAAGUGCCACCAAUACUGGCCCCAUCCGCCGGAAGUGAAGGAUUAUGGACACAUGCGGGUGAAGUGUCACUCGGAGGAGUGCAACCUGGCUUACGUGACACGGCAGUUCACCCUAACACACACUCAGCUGGGUGAAGAGCGUGCAGUCACACACCUUCAAUACGUGGCGUGGCCCGACCACGGUGUACCCGACGACCCUUCUGACUUCCUGCUGUUCGUCACUUCAGCCAGGGAGAGGAGACGAGCCGAAGAGCCUCUAAUGGUUCACUGCAGUGCGGGGAUUGGUCGGACAGGUGUUCUAAUCACCAUGGAAACUGGGCUGACGCUGCUGGAUCAGGGGCUGCCGGUGUUCCCGCUGGACAUUGUCAAAACACUGAGAGAUCAGCGGGCCAUGAUGAUUCAGACCACGUGUCAGUUCCAGUUUGUGUGCGAGGCCAUUCUGCGAGUAUACAAGGAGAAGCAAGGGGGAUCUACGGCCCCGUAG
This is a messenger RNA of Nerophis lumbriciformis (worm pipefish), 2631 nucleotides long. NCBI's taxonomy places the organism in Eukaryota, Metazoa, Chordata, Actinopteri, Syngnathiformes, Syngnathidae. The record is from RefSeq and is a predicted model, not a curated record.